Syngnathus acus (greater pipefish) is the source of this 2498-nucleotide messenger RNA. Its product is annotated as 5,6-dihydroxyindole-2-carboxylic acid oxidase-like. Gene Ontology annotation, cellular component: melanosome. NCBI's taxonomy places the organism in Eukaryota, Metazoa, Chordata, Actinopteri, Syngnathiformes, Syngnathidae. Bases 136 to 1704 code for a protein of 522 amino acids. Gene Ontology annotation, molecular function: oxidoreductase activity. The transcript has 7 exons. The record is from RefSeq and is a predicted model, not a curated record. Gene Ontology annotation, biological process: melanocyte differentiation; melanosome organization.
CGAGUCACGCGGGCUGGGGCACCAAAAAUCCGGGUAGUCAUGUGCUAAUCUGCCGCAGUUUAAAAUCGCUUCACUUGUUUGGGGGGCUGGCAAAGAGGAUCUCGGGAGCAGCCGGGCGCCACUCAAUCGGACGCAAUGUGGCGGUGCUGCUGUUUCUUGGUCGCGCUGGGCUCGCUUCUGGUGGGCGCCCAAUUCCCCAGAGAGUGCGUGACCCCCGAGGGACUCCGGAGCGGCCAGUGCUGCCCGUCCCCGCCUGGCCUCGAUGCCGACCCGUGCGGCUUCGCAGCGGGCCGCGGCCAGUGCGUGUCCGUCGCGGCGGACGCGCGCCCCCACGGCCCUCAGUACCCGCACGACGGGCGGGACGACCGCGAGCGUUGGCCGGUCCGCUUCUUCACCCAGGCGUGCCGCUGUAACGGUAAUUUCAGCGGCUACAACUGCGGACGAUGCAGACACGGCUGGACCGGGGUCAACUGUGACCUGAGAGCGUCUGUGGUGAGAAGAAACGUGAUGCAGCUCAGUGGCGCAGAGAAGCGAGCCUUUGUCAAUGCGCUGGACCAGGCCAAGCGCACUGUACACCCAGACCUGGUGAUCGCCACCCGGCGCUACGCCGAGAUCCUCGACCCCGACAGCAACAGCACACGCUUUGAGAACAUCACCAUCUACAACUACUUUGUGUGGAGCCAUUACUACUCCGUCGGCAAGACCUUCCUGGGCGCUGGUCAGCCCAGUUUCGGAGGGGUGGAUUUCUCCCAUGAGGGUCCGGGGUUUGUCACUUGGCAUCGCUACCACCUGCUCCAACUGGAGCGAGAUAUGCAAGACAUGCUGCAAGAGCCUACGUUCGCCCUGCCCUACUGGAACUUUGCCAUCGGUGGCAGCACGUGCGACAUCUGCACGGACGACCUGAUGGGAGCCCGCAGCAGCUUUGACGCCGACUCGCUCAGCUCCAACUCCAUCUUCUCCCAGUGGAGGGUCAUCUGCGAGAGCGUGGCCGACUACGACACGCUGGGAACCAUCUGCAACAACACCGAGACGUCUCCGAUAAGAAGGAACCCGGCAGGCAACGUCAACAGGCCGAUGGUCCAGCGUCUCCCAGAACCUCAGGAUGUGGCCGACUGUCUGCAAGUCAGCACUUUUGAUACGGCGCCGUUCUAUUCCACCUCCUCAGAAAGCUUUAGAAACACCAUUGAAGGCUAUAGCGCCCCCCAGGGGAACUACGACCCCGCAGUCAGGAGUCUCCAUAACCUUGCCCACCUGUUCCUCAACGGCACCGGGGGCCAAACCCACCUUUCACCCAACGACCCCAUCUUCGUUUUGCUCCACACCUACACCGAUGCCAUCUUCGAUGAGUGGCUGCGGAGACACACCCCAGAGUCAGCUGUGUAUCCUGACCAAAAUGCCCCGAUUGGUCACAACCGGGGUUACAACAUGGUUCCAUUUUGGCCACCUGUGACCAACGCUGAAAUGUUUCUGACCGCCCCCGAAAACCUCGGGUACUCUUACGAAGCCCAAUGGCCAGGUCAACCUUUCACACUGACUGAAAUGAUCACAAUGGGCAUCAUCGUCGCCCUGGUGGUCGUCGGUGCCGUCUUCGUGGCCACCACCUGCGCUGUGCGCGCCAGGUCCCGCAAGAUGGAGGGAUUCCAGCCGCUGCUCGGGGAUCAGUACCAACGAUACGACGACGUCAAAAGCCAGUCGGUUGUCUGAGCUCACCCGCGUGCCUCUAUUGUAAUCUUAUUUUAGCUUUAAAACCACCACUCAAUUCAGAAUGCAGCAGGCUCAUUAGGCCUUUGCAGAACCAAAGUUCCAACAUAAUGUCAUUCCCAUGAAACUAUAUUCAAGAUUACUGUUAUCUUAGAAUAACAAGACAAGUAAAAAUAAAAAAAGAGCCCUCCAAAUAAUUUCUUGAGUAAUGUAUUCUUUAAAACAAACUACUCAAGUAAUGAGUACCUGGUAACGUAUUUAAUUUUUCUCAUUCAAGCAAGUAGACAAAAAUAGCAAAAGGAAUGUGCAAAGGUUUAGAUAAUUACUUGAAUAAAUAUUUAUAUAAUCACCGAAAUUAAGGCAAUUAAAUAUUUAUAUAAUAACCAAAAGUAAGGCAACAUUUGUCAUGUUAGGUGAUAAACCAGCAAUUUUUUAAAAGCAUUUUAGCUAAGUCGAAAUGAAUUGAAUGCGUAGAUAGUUUUUUUUAAUAACAAACAUAUAUGCAGAUUUAAUUUUGUGUGGCAAACUGGCGACAAACCUAUCAAACCUUGGUAAUGGCGCUUUUCAGCCCGCAGGGGCCGCCAUAGCCCCGCAAGUACAACUUAUAAAGACCAACAUAAGAAGGAGAUGCGUUCAAUGACCCUGAUAAAUGCAAACAAAAUUAUUGUGGGGUGUUUUUGUAUGUUUUUAUAGCUCUGGAAUUCCCCCUAAAAUGUUUUUUAUCCCUCUCUCUUGCUGACUAAAUUACAUAUCAAAUACAACAAAUAAAAUGUGUUUUAAGAAGUUUUUGGUGGCAA